ACUGUCAGCAUUAACACCUCUCUCAGUCCCACACAGGAAGAAGGAAACGUCUGCUCACAGUGUGGGAAGAUCUUCAGUACCCGGGGUGCUCUCAAAACCCACCAGCUCAUUCACACUGGAGAGAAACCGUAUCAGUGCUCCCAGUGUGGGAAGAGCUUUAGGUGUCUGAGCACUUUCAAAAACCACCAGCGCAUUCACACUGGAGCGAAACCUUAUCAGUGCUCCCAGUGUGGGAAGAGCUUUAGGUGUCUGAGCACUCUCAAAACACACCAGCGCAUUCACACUGGAGCGAAACCGUAUCAGUGCUCACAGUGUGGAUAUAGUUUUAAUACAAAGACUGAGCUUAAAAUACACCAGCGCAUUCACAGUGGAGAGAAACCGUAUCAGUGCUCACAGUGUGGAAAUAGUUUUAAUACAAAGAGUGAGCUUAAAAUACACCAGCGCAUUCACAGUGGAGAGAAACCAUGUCAGUGUUCACAGUGUGGGAAGAGCUUUAGGUGUCUGAGUACUCUCAGAACACACCAGCGCAUUCACACUGGAGUUAAGCCAUAUCCGUGCUCACAGUGUGGGAAGAGUUUUAAUCAACAGGGUAAUCUCAAUGUACACCAGCGCAUUCACACUGAAGAGAAACCACAUCAGUGCUCUCAAUGUGGAAAGAGUUUUAAUAGAAAGAGUGAUCUGAAAAAACACCAGCGCAUUCACACUGGAGAGAAACCGUAUUAGUGCUCACAGUGUGGAAAGGGUUUUAAUCAACAGAGUGCUCUCAAAACACACCAGCGCAUUCACACUGGAAAGAAGCUGUAUCAGUGCUCACAGUGUGGAAAGAGUUUUAAUAUACAGAGUAAUCUCAAAAAACACCAGUGCAUUCACAUUUUACAGAAAUUAUGCUCACAGUGUUGGAGCUGCUUUGCUCAUUUAUCAGCACUUAGACACAAGUGUGACUCAUCAGAUUGUACCAAACAAGCUAAAAUACAUAAAUAUAAAAUAUAGUGAGUGUGUCCAUAUAAAUACGCCACUGAAUACAAUAGUUAAUGUUAUUUUCGCCCUCAUGUUGCCUAGCAACACUGUUAAUCGAACUAUCUUGCGUCGCGGAAGAACGCUUUAUUGUAAGUUUAUACACAAUAAAUACAUUUUUGAAUUAAA
This is a messenger RNA of Trichomycterus rosablanca, 1143 nucleotides long. Its product is annotated as zinc finger protein 23-like. NCBI's taxonomy places the organism in Eukaryota, Metazoa, Chordata, Actinopteri, Siluriformes, Trichomycteridae. The transcript has a single exon. The record is from RefSeq and is a predicted model, not a curated record. Gene Ontology annotation, molecular function: RNA polymerase II cis-regulatory region sequence-specific DNA binding; DNA-binding transcription factor activity, RNA polymerase II-specific. Gene Ontology annotation, biological process: regulation of transcription by RNA polymerase II. The annotation marks the transcript as partial.